AUGUCACGAAGUGCAGUUGAGGUCAUAUCACUCCAUGAGUCACUGCCCACAGAGGCAGAUGGGAGAGAGAUCCACAUUGAGGAACAAGAUGCAUCGAGUCUUGAUAUAGCCAACACAAGGCAGUACGAGUCAAACAGAAAGAGAGCUUGCGUACUGAUAGGCUCGACAUUGCUGCAAUUGCCGAUCUGGGGCUUUGCCAUGAGCUAUGGCGUCUUCCAAGAAUUCUAUUCUGAUAAUUGGACUCUAAAGGGGAGUCGUGGAAUCACAGGUGUCAUUGGCACGACCCAGAAUGGCGUCUUGUACCUCUCAAUGCCCUUCCUCUUCGCCCUCUUCACCAAGCGAUGGGCUCAAAGACGACAGACAGCAGCACUAUGUGGCGCUGCACUUACCUGUGUCAGCUUCCUUCUGUCCUCCUUCAGCAUGCAUGUCUGGCAUCUAGUCGCGACUCAAGGAGUCAUGGCCGCCUUGGGCUGUGCUCUGAUCUUCAGUCCAACAACGCUAUCCCUCGGUGAAUGGUUCAACACCAGCAACCGCGCCGUCGCCUACGGAAUCACUCUCUCGUGCAAGAACAUCGUGGGCUCAGUCUGCCCCUUUCUCCUACGGUAUCUACUCGAUCGCUAUGGUUUUUGCAACACGUUACGAGUCUGGACAGCCAUGGUAGCCGGAACCAGCAUUCCUGCCAUCUUCCUCAUUCCUACACAUCCCUCAAAUUUAUCACCAUCCACUCCUCGAGCUCGGAAGAUUCCAUGGUCAUUCCUCCACCAUCAAACCUUCUACAUCUACAGCAUCGCCAUAAUCCUCCAAAGCUCCGGCUACGGCAUACCACAGACCUAUCUAAAUACCUACGCCCACGAGGUUACCUUACUCUCCCAAACCUCAGCCACGCUCUUACUCACUCUCUUCAACAUCCCUGGCAUCGCUUCCUCAACAUUCUUCGGCUAUUUGAGCGACAACAAGCGCUUUCCCAUGUCCGCAACGACCGUGACCGCCAUCUCAGCCGUCAGCUCCGCACUCUCCGCCUUCCUCCUCUGGGGUCUGACCUCAAAAGGAAGUAUGGCGCUUCUGGUACUCUUUUCCAUCACCUUCGGUUUCUUUGCAGGCGGCUACAGCGCGACGUGGGGUGGUGUCCUCAAGGAGAUGGAAAGCGAAGCCGCGCAGAGCAAUGAGGCCAUCGAUACAGGAAUGCUGUAUGGGCUGCUGAAUGGUGCGAGGGGAAUUGGAUACGUGAGCGGUGGCUUGAUAGGUGUGCCGUUACUUAAGGUCGGCGGGUUGGAAUCACUCGGGAACUUUGCGUAUGGAACGACUUACGGUCCACUUAUCAUAUUCACGGGGCUUUCGUCUGUGUUUGGAGGCUGGAGUAUACUCUGGCGGUGGAGGAAGCUGUUGCAUUUGGUGUGA
Molecule: messenger RNA, 1398 nt
Organism: Bacidia gigantensis
Lineage: Eukaryota; Fungi; Ascomycota; Lecanoromycetes; Lecanorales; Ramalinaceae
Exons: 2
Coding region: 1-1398 (465 amino acids)
Biological process (GO): transmembrane transport
Cellular component (GO): fungal-type vacuole membrane
Molecular function (GO): transmembrane transporter activity
Source: RefSeq, a predicted model, not a curated record